Messenger RNA from Lolium perenne, 1136 nucleotides. RefSeq names its product alpha carbonic anhydrase 7. Gene Ontology annotation, biological process: one-carbon metabolic process. Gene Ontology annotation, molecular function: zinc ion binding; carbonate dehydratase activity. The record is from RefSeq and is a predicted model, not a curated record. NCBI's taxonomy places the organism in Eukaryota, Viridiplantae, Streptophyta, Magnoliopsida, Poales, Poaceae.
CGCCAGAUUUGUCCCCGUUUCAGUACGCAAUUAAACUCAUCCAUCAGCUCUGACGACCAGCACACGAGCCGACGGACCACGCUUCCCAUAGACCAGGAGACCACAACAUGCGUUCAGGUCGUCUCGCCGUCUCGGCGGCGCUCCUCUUCUCCGCCGCCGUCCUUCUCUCGGCCGUCCCGGCAGCCAGAGCCCAGGAGGAAACCGAUCGUGAGGAGGAAUUCAGCUACUCGCUGGACGCGGAGAACGGGCCGGCGCACUGGGGCGAGAUCAAGGAGGAGUGGUCGGCGUGCGGCAAGGGGUCGAUGCAGUCGCCCAUCGACCUCGCCAGCCCGCGCGUUUCCCUCGUACGCCACCUCGGCUACCUCAACCACUCCUACCGCCCUGCCCAGGCAUCCAUCGUCAACCGCGGCCACGACAUCAUGCUGAGCUUCCAAGGCGACGCCGGGAGCGUGUCCAUCAACGGCACCGUCUACUACCUCAAGCAGCUGCACUGGCACUCCCCCACCGAGCACAGCGUCAAUGGCCGCCGGUACGACCUGGAGCUGCACAUGGUGCACCAGAGCGCCGAGAAUAAGGCGGCCGUCAUCGGCGUCUUCUACGAGAUCGGCGCCCACGACGCCUUCCUGCACCAGCUGGAGCCUUACCUGGAGAUGAUAGCGGAGCAGAAGGACCGGGAGGAGAAGGUGGGCGUGAUGGAUCCCCGGGGCGCCAGGGGCAGGGCCAGCGUGUACUACCGCUACAUGGGCUCCCUCACCACGCCGCCCUGCGCGGAAGGGGUCAUCUGGACCAUCGUCAGGAGGGUUCGCACCGUGUCGAGGCCCCAGCUGGAGCUUCUUCGGGCGGCCGUCCACGACGAUAUGGAGAAGAACGCGAGGCCCCGGCAGGAGGUGAACAGCAGAGAUAUCAGCAUGUUCCGGCCUUCUCAGCAGCGCAAACGUUGAUUUUUAGGGUCGAUUCUCUUAUUAGUCUGGUACUUCGGCGGCCUGAGAGAUACAUUGAUUAUACCAUAUUUUUUGUACUGUAGAUCGUUCUAUCCAUUUCGAAUUUUUGGUGCCUGUAUACGGUUGCUGAAUAAAGGGGCACGACUGGUUCAUAUCCAUGUGUAUAUGUCUGAAUAAAGGGGCACGACUGGUUCA